AUGACGGAGCCCCACAGGGUUCCCUUCACCACUCUCCACGGCCCACUUAGCAGCAGCUUCCUGAAGAGGUCUCGGAAGGACGAUGGAGAGCAGCCCCAGGACGUGGAGCCGGCGGCCACUGCCGUUCGCAUCACUCUGACUCUCUUCGAGCCAGACCACAAACGCUGCCCAGAGUUCUUCUACCCAGACCUUCUGAAGAGCUGUCGAGGGAAAGUAAAAGGUGGUGGAUCUUCAGGGGACAAGAAGAAAGACCCUGCUGAUCCCUUCAAUGAUGAGGAGAAGGAAAGGCAUAAAGUGGAGGCCCUUGCUAGGAAGUUUGAAGAAAAAUAUGGCGGGAAGAGGCGCCGGAAGGACCGCAUCCAGGACCUGAUUGACAUGGGCUAUGGCUACGAUGAGUCUGACUCCUUCAUCGAUAACUCCGAAGCUUAUGAUGAGCUGGUUCCAGCUUCCCUCACAACCAAGUAUGGAGGCUUUUACAUCAACUCGGGGACGCUGCAGUUCCGGCAGGCCUCGGAGUCUGAAGAUGACUACGUGAAAGAGAAGAAGAAGAAGUGCCCCAAGAAGAGGAAGUUGAAAGACGGAGGUGAAAAAGUCAAGAAGAAGAAGAAAGAUGAUUCUUAUGACAAGGAAAAGAAAUCCAAGAAGUCCAAGUUUCCAAAAGCUGGCUUUACAGCGUUAAAUGCAAGCAAGGAGAAGAAGAAGAAGAAAUACUCUGGGGCUCUUAGUGUCAAGGAGAUGCUGAAGAAGUUUCAGAAGGAGAAGGAUGCUCAGAAGAAAAAAGAUGAGGAGCAGAAGGCGGUGACUCCUUCACCCGCAGAGCCUCCAGCCCCGAGGGAGGCAGAGCCCAUGCCUGACCCUCUGCUCUCGCUCUUUGGCCAUGCCAGUGACAGUGACCUGCUUCAGGCAGCCACAGCCAUGGACUCCUUAACUGAGCUGGACCUGGAGAGGCUGCUCAGCGAGUCCCCAGAGGGCAGUCCCUUUGCUGAGGUGGAGGACGGCAGCGAUUCCGGCGGGAUGGGCCUGGAGCAGGAUUUCAAGCAGCCUCCCUCCCUCCCCGAGGGGCUGCCAGCCCCUCUGGAGAAGCGCAUCAAGGAGCUGGCCCAGGCUGCCAGAGCUGCAGAGGGAGAAGGCAAACAGAGAUUCUUCACUCAGGACAUCAACAACAUCAUACUGGACAUAGAGCUGCAGACCCGGGAGCUGAGCAGCCAGGUGCGCUCCGGGGUCUAUGCCCACCUGGCUGCCUUCUUCCCCUGCAGCAAGGACACCCUGCUCAAGCGUGCCCGCAGGCUCUAUCUCUAUGAGCAGGGUGGGAGGCUGAAGGAACCUCUGCAGAAGCUGAAGGAAGCCAUUGGCAGGGCCAUGCCAGAGCAGAUGACCAAGUACCAGGAGGAAUGCCAGGUCCAUACUCAAGCCAAGUUUGCCAAGCUGCUGGAAGAGGAGAGGGACAAGGAGCAGCGAGACCGAGUCUGCUCUGAGGAGGAGGAGGAUGAAGACAAGGGAGGGAAGCGCCCUGCAGGGCCACGGAAGAAGUUCCAGUGGAAUGAGGAGAUCAGGGAGCUGCUUUGCCAUUUGGUGAAGAUUAAGUUGGAUGGUUAUGACCUUGACAAGAAUCAGGCUCAGUCUCUAGAGGAUUAUCUGAAGACCUUCCUAUCUGGAGAGGUGAAGCCCCUUUGGCCAAAAGGCUGGAUGCAGGCCAGGACACUGUUUAAGGAGAGCAGGCGAGCACACGGACACCUCCCGGCAGGCCUGGUGAAGAAGAAAGCUCUGGCUCCUGCCAAGGUGAAGGUGAAGGACUCUUCCUCCUCCAAGCCAGACAAGAAGCCCUCUGUUUCUGUUCCUUCCAUGCACUCCAGCAGCUCCUUAGCUCUGUCUUCAGAGCCCCAGGGGGCAGCUGUGGGCAUCAGUGCCCAGACCAGAGAACUCUUGUCCCUUGGGAGCACCCAAGCAGGCAGCAGCAGUGGCACUCCUGCCACCUUCAAGGACGACUCCCUGGAUGAGGACCUGAUCCGGAACCCUACUUCCUCCCUGGAAGCAGUCUCCAAGGAGCUGGCUGUGCUGAACAGCAGAGCAGCAACCAGCCCUGACUUUACUCUGCCUGCAGCUCCAAAAGCCCCACCAGAGAAGAUCCCAACCCUUGCCUCCUCAGAGGAGAAGAGGACAUUUCCAAAGUCCAACCCUCCCCCUACAUCAUCCUCUGGUUCCCUCCAGUCUCCCCUAAACUUCCUGGCUGAGCAGGCCCUGGCACUGGGCCAGUCUUCUCAAGACAAAAAGACAGAGAACUCCAACUACAAAGAAGUCUCCUGCCAGGCCUCUCCCAGCAAAGCCCUCCCUGAUGCCCACCAGGCUAAGCAGAAGCACCACAGCCUGGCCAGGCCCAGCUCCAGCCCCGUGGCAGCCCCUCAGGUGAAGGUCUUCCACUCGGGCAGCCAGCUGCAGAAACCCUUCAGCUCCCCAGCUCCCUUUGUCAAGCUGCAGCACCCCAAGUCCUCCUCCCCGCUGCCCCAGCGCUCCCUCCUCCCACAGGUCAAGUCCUCAGCCAAAGCUCAGAGCUUCCAUUCCUCCUCCUCAGCAGCAGGCAACACCCAGACCUCCAGCAGCUCCCACAAGAGCCCAGGCUCCUCCUCCUCCUCCUCGUCCCUCAGCUACGCAGCAAAGCACUCGAGCGGCUCCAGCUCUUCAGGACAGGCUUACAAGUCUCCCUUUGUGGCUGGUUCCCUCUCCAAGCACGGAGCUUCUUCCAGCAGCAACUCAACUGGAGGUUCUGCAGCCCAGGGCUGCUCCUCUGGGAGCCUGCUGCCCCCCGUGCAGCCCCCUGCCUCAGGGCAGCCCUCCAGCCGCCCGGCCCCCAGCUCCUCACUGAAGAAGACUCCUGUCUCCCAGAAGCUGACUCUGGUGGCACCUCCUGGAGGUUCCAAUGGAGAUUCCAGUGGGGGCACUCAAGGGGUGGCCAAGCUGCUGACCUCCUCCCUAAAGCCAGCUGUUGUGAGCAGCACUGCCUCUUCUACCUCUGCGCCGAAAGUAACCAGUGGAGCUGUGCUGCUGACGAGCUCCUCCUCCUUGAGUGUGCUGGCUCCAUCCUACAAGUCCAACAGUCCAAAGCUGCCAGCUGCCCUCAGCUCCACCCCCUUGGGUAUCAUCUCUCCCAUUCAUUCCUUCCCUCUCCAUGUCAUCUCCUUCAGCUCAGACUCCUCCCCCAAAGCAGGAGUCUCCAAGGAUGCAAUAGUUACAGGACCUGCUCCAGGAACUUUCCACCACAGCCUGGGCCACAGUCUCCUAGCUGGCUUGCACUCCAGCCCCCACCACGCCGCACCGCUCCCACACUCUGCCCUCUCCACUCACUUACCACAGCCUUUGCCAGAUGCUCCUCAGCUGCACGGCAAAGGCUCCGGUGCCCAGCAGCGCAAGUUGUGA
Indicator indicator is the source of this 3411-nucleotide messenger RNA. RefSeq names its product ubinuclein 1 (gene UBN1). Bases 1 to 3411 code for a protein of 1136 amino acids. Lineage: Eukaryota; Metazoa; Chordata; Aves; Piciformes; Indicatoridae. The record is from RefSeq and is a predicted model, not a curated record. The transcript has 17 exons. Gene Ontology annotation, cellular component: nucleus.